Messenger RNA from Erigeron canadensis, 2518 nucleotides. Its product is annotated as branchpoint-bridging protein. Gene Ontology annotation, cellular component: nucleus. Gene Ontology annotation, molecular function: mRNA binding. Gene Ontology annotation, biological process: regulation of mRNA splicing, via spliceosome. Lineage: Eukaryota; Viridiplantae; Streptophyta; Magnoliopsida; Asterales; Asteraceae. The transcript is spliced from 9 exons. The record is from RefSeq and is a predicted model, not a curated record. Bases 124 to 2289 code for a protein of 721 amino acids.
ACUUUUGAUUUUAUUUGGGAACCCGCCGCCCUCUUUCCGUCAAAACCACCAGUGAGAAGCACACCUCUACCGGAUCUUCGCCGCUAAUCAUUUUCUCCAUUUGGUAAUGCACACGAUAUCGAGAUGAGUUCAAAGGUUCAACCAGUAUCUGGAAUGGAGGAUAAUGGUCAGGCUGAUGUAACUAGUAGUGCAUCUGUAUCGUCAACUGUGAGACCUAAGGUUUCUUUGUUUGCGAAGAAAUCUGGUUUUGUAAUACCAAAGAACAAAUUAUCUGGUUCCUUGGUCCCCAUUUUUCGAGCCAGUAAAAAGCUAGCUGGCGAUGACGUGGAGAGUAAAGAAAGUAGUAAACAGGUGUUGAGGAAAACCAAAUGGGGUCCUGAUUUGACGCAGGAUUCUUUUGUUAGAAAGGGAAGAGCUUCUGCAUAUCAGACUAGAUUGGAUCAAAUUACGCAACAACUCAAAUCAGGAGUUAUGGAGGCUAGGGAUGAUCAUAAUUCACCAGCGUCUCGAGAGUCGUCAGAUUACCAAAGUGUUAAGAAAGCUGAGUUGGAACUGGAAAGACGUGAGGUUAUAGGAGAAAUACUGAAGCUGAAUUCAAAGUACAAGGCUCCGGCAGAUUACAAGCCAUUGUUAAAAGAGGAGAAAGUUGCAAUUCCAAUCAAAGAAUAUCCUGGACGAAAUUUUGUGGGCCUGAUAUUUGGUCCUGCGGGUGAUACUCAAAAGCGAUUAGAAAUGGAAACCGGGGCAAAAAUACGAGUUUAUUUUGCGAAAUCUGAUACAAAGGAAGAGAGUGAGAUAACUUCUUCUGAUUGCAAUGAAGCUCAUGAUGAUUACGAUGAGUUGUAUGUUAUUGUGACUGCUGAAACUUACGAGAAAGUCGAUGCUGCAGUUUCUCUGAUCGAGUUGUUGGUCACACCUGUUUUAGCAAACACUGUAGCUGUUUCUACAAAUGAUCCAGUUUCUAAAGAUAAUGUAAAUGCUGACACAUCUGUGAUCAUAAACUACGGAGUGACUCAAUCUACAGGGUCUGGAUCAGCAUCACCUUUAGCCCGGUUUCAACCAUAUCUAAACCAUUGGGUUCCAACAGGUGAAUCUUCAGGGUUCAAAGCACCACCCUAUUCAAGCUUAUCAACUCUAACGCAAGCAUCAACCCCGUUAAAGUCUGCGGCUAUGCCAUCAUCGUUUGGUCCACACGAUCUUAUGCCUGGACCACAUGGUUCGGCUCCCCACAAUCAAAUGACGAUGGUUCGACACCCACACAUGCUUCAGUUGCCAAAUAUGGGUUAUUCUGGUCCACCUAGGAAUCCUUCUUUGCCACAGUUGCAGGUUUCAUCUAGUCAACCUAAUUUAUCAACCCCGCCGUUUACUCCAACUGGAUCAAACCAGAAUAUGCGGCCAUUGGGGCCCCCAAUUCCUAGACCUAGUCUUCCUUCUACUGGUUGGUCACAGCCACCCUCUGGCUCUCCUGGAACUUUAGGUCCAAACAUGCCGCAUAUUAUGCAACCAACGGUUCGUUCCCAGGUACCACAAUUUCGUCCAUCCUCCUCUGUGUCUCCUGGUGCGCCUCCCCCACCCAUUGGUCCUCAGACUGUUGCACCCAAUCCAGGACCCGGUUCAUGGUUCCCAUCAUCUACAUCCACAUCAAUACUGUCUCCAUCCAUAAGGGCAUCAUCCUUAACGGCCUUAAGACCACAACAACCCAUUUCUAAUGAUUUUACUUUUCAAAGCCACCGUGCACAAAACCCCACCGGUCAUCAGUUCAGGCCUUCCCAGAACCCACAAGGGCAUGCACCUCAAGCACCAUCAUUUCGGCCAGGAAUUAACAAUCAGGGUACACAGUCUAUCUUGCAAGGUUUCCAUAGGACACAAAAUAGUCAUCAAAUGGGUCAGCAUCAAGGAUCAUCAACUAUGCUUCCACCUAUAGAACGACAGCCAGUUUUUCAUGGGCAUGGUCCACGACCACCACCCAACCAUAUGGGUUCUAGACAGUUCGGUCCGGGUCCAGGUUCCCCAGCCGGGACUUUUCCACCCAGGCCUGGGCAAGCUCAGCAAAAUCAUUCAUCCAUGGGAUUUCGACCUCAAAACUUGGCUCCUAUGAAUCAGCAUUUCCGUGGCAAUGCCCCCUAUUCUAUGGGCAGGCUGCAAGGUUCUAACUUAUCUGUACGUCAACAGGUGUAUGAUCCAUUUUCCCCGACUGCUGUGCCAUCUAAGCCUAACCUUCAGAGUUCAAGAAAACAAGAUAGUGAUCCCGAGUAUGAUGACCUGAUGGCAUCUGUUGGAGUGAAAUGAUACUCAUUGGUAAACAUUUGUAAAGACACUUCAUCAGAUGACAGUUCUUUGACUUGAAUUGUAAUAUUUAAGACAGAGAGAUAAGCUAGAAGCCAAGAUCUUUACUAUCCACAAAUAUAUUUUACUUGCACAUUGUGUUGGGAGUGCAAAUGCUUUUCUAGUCUUGUUGUUUUUAAAACUUUGAGUGUCUGUUGACCAGCUAAUGUGAAUCUUUAGGAUUAUGGUGUUA